Messenger RNA from Rosa rugosa (rugosa rose), 893 nucleotides. Its product is annotated as zinc finger AN1 domain-containing stress-associated protein 12. NCBI's taxonomy places the organism in Eukaryota, Viridiplantae, Streptophyta, Magnoliopsida, Rosales, Rosaceae. The transcript has a single exon. The coding region runs from base 212 to 784 and encodes 190 amino acids. Gene Ontology annotation, molecular function: zinc ion binding. Gene Ontology annotation, cellular component: cytoplasm. The record is from RefSeq and is a predicted model, not a curated record.
AAUCCGUUCCUUUCCGGGAAAGGAAGCGUGUGAAAACUAGAACCUUCUUCCUCAUUCAAUCUGGGUUUGGCUUUGGCUUUUCCUCCAAGCCAACCCCAGAACACCCAAACCCUCUAUAUAUAUCUUCAACCACACAACCCUCCUCGUUAAGUUUUGCCCCAAAAUUGAAAUCUCCUUCUCAUUGCAUUUAGAUCAAACCCCAAAACCAAACAUGUCAGGAGGAACAGAAGCUUUUCCAGAUUUGGGAAGACAUUGCCAGCACCCUGAUUGCCACCAACUCGAUUUCCUCCCUUUCAAAUGCGCCGGCUGCCAUGACGUGUUCUGCGUCGAACACCGCUCUUACAAGUCCCACGACUGCCCCAAAUCCGACCACAACAGCCGGAAAGUGAUAAUUUGUGAAGUCUGCUCCACCUCCAUAGAGACCACCGGCCACGACGGCGAAGCGAGCCAGAAGGUGUUGCUGGAGAGGCACAGCAAGUCCGGGGAUUGCGACCCGAAAAAGAAGAAGAAGCCCACAUGCCCUGUUAAGAGGUGCAAGGAGAUUCUGACCUUUUCGAAUAAUAGUACUUGCAAGACUUGCCAUUUGAAGGUCUGCCUCAAGCACCGGUUUCCGGCAGACCAUGAAUGUAAGAAGGAAGCGAAGGCGGUGCCUGUGGCGGCGAACGGAGGGGCCUGGAAUGGGAGGUUCUUGGCUGCUUUUGCUUCGAGGAAUGGGAAAGAUUGUGGGAAGAGUGAGAGGGGUUCCAAGUCUCCUCCCAGUACUCCAUCAGUUAGGGCAUUUUGAGAAAGAGAUUACUGGGCUUUUGUUUUUUCAUUCAAAGUUCAGUACUUUCAUGUAAACAAUCAAAUUCUGUAUUUGUGCUAUGGUAAUUGAAAUUCUUCACAUUGCCAAG